UUGCCUCCACCUCUUGUCCAUCACAGCUCAGUGGGUCCAGAGUUACAUUUAACAGGGUGGCCUGCUAAACAGCGCUUAAUAAAAACAGACAGCAAAACAGUGCAUUUGUUACCUUUAUCUUUUAAAAUAAUGGCCCAGCUGCAGGCCUGUUUGCAGCCGAACAACAGCCGUCUGCAGACCGGAUAGUGCGGAGGACUUCUGAGUGACUGCACCUCGUUACGCAGCUGCCUGACACCAAAGCUAAUCGGCUAUCUCUCGUUAGCUGCAGCGGGUCGCUUUACCAUAUGAUAUUGACUCUCAGUGCACAGGGACAGACCUCUAGAGACAGCGAUUGGAUCAGCAGAAUAAUACGUUGCAAUGGACAAAGAAGAAGCAGACCGGCUGAUAGAGAAGGCGAAGCUGUGUUUACGGUCAGGACGGAAAGAUCGGGCUCUGCAGCUGCUCUAUGAAGCCCAGAAUAUUUACCCCAGCACCCGGGCCAGAGUGCUAAUAGACGCCAUAGUGAGGAAUGGAGGCACCGCUGCUCCACAAUCAAACCACGUUCCCCCGCCAGCCGGCUGGAGAGACGAGGACCUAAGAGACGAGGAACCAAGUCAUGCGAGUGUUGAUGACAAGAAGAGCUACAGCGAGGACCAGCGCCAGGGCGUUCUCAGGAUAAAGAAUUGCAAGGACUUUUAUGAAAUUCUCGGUGUUACCAAAAAUGCCAGUGAUGAGGAUUUGAAGAAGGCGUACAGGAAGCUGGCCCUCAAAUUUCACCCCGACAAGAACUUUGCUCCAGGAGCUACGGAUGCUUUCAAAGCAAUAGGCAACGCAUAUGCAGUGCUGAGCAAUCCAGAGAAGAGGCAGCAGUACGAUCAAUACGGAGAUCAAUCUGCUGCUUCCAGCGCACCCCAACCCUCCAGCCACAGUCGCCAUGGAUACUACCGAAGCUUCAACAGAGACUUCGAGGCCGACAUUUCCCCCGAGGAACUCUUCAACAUUUUCUUUGGGGGAAGAUUUCCCACAGGAAAUAUCCACAUGUACACCAACCAGGGCGCCUCCUACUCUCAGUUCUAUCAGCCUCGUCGUCGACGUGCUUUUGAGAGGCGCGAGGAGGUGGUGGUGGAGGAGAACCAGAGUCAGAACACCUUCACAGCGCUGCUGCAGCUCCUCCCUGUGCUGGUGCUAAUCCUCAUAUCAGUGUUUACUCAGAUGAUGGCCACUAACCCGUCCUACAGUCUCUUCUAUAAGCCGGCCAUCGGGCUGGUGGUCUCCAGGGAAACGCAGCACAUGGGCGUGCCGUACUACGUGGACAAAAGUUUUGAGAAAGAGUACAGAGGAGCGGCGCUGGAUGAAAUAGAGAAAACUAUCGAGAACGACUAUAUCGAGCACCUGCAGAACAGCUGCUGGAAAGAGAAACAGCAGAAAUCCGACCUGGCGAACCUCGGGCAGCUGUACCGAGACGAGCGGUUAAAGCAGAAGGCGGAGUCGAUGAGGCUGGACAACUGUGACAAACUCCAUCGAUUGGUCGGGCAUCAGAGAGCCAAUUGAGGACUGUUUGAGAGGAGAACGUGUUUCUUUGCAGACUUUACAAUAACACAUUUUAUCCAAAUGUGUGAUUUUAAUCUGGCCACUUUGUAAAGAAACCUCUUUUAGGUACAGCGCAGUCGGUGGGAGAUUAUGCCACUGGAAACAAUGUGCCUUCUCUCCUCUUUGAUGGUAGAAAAUAAGAGUUGCAUCAGGUGCAAACUCACUGCGGCAGUGUGAUGAUGUCUCGGAGCCUUUAAACUUUCUUAUAGAAAUGGCAUGACGCACAUAUGGGAGUCUCCUUUUGGGGUUAUGAAGGCAGUAGUAUGUUCACACGUACAUGUUUUAUUUGUUUAGGUUUACUUGUAUUUAUUUUGUUGAAUGUUUUUGUGUCCUGUCCUUUAGAAGUAUUUAUUUAUUAGUUAAUAGAGUGAAUGUUACUUGAGCAUCUUGGCUAAUCUGUUUUCUAUAGGAAGUUCAACAACUUAAAUAAUACUGUAGUCUUUGGACAAAUCUGAGAGCUUCUUUACUGUAAAGGAAAGGACUUGUGAGUCUUAUCUAGGCGAUUUGAACUAAAUCAAUAGGCACAGUAGAGUCAAACAUUUAUCACUAGCACAUUUAUCUGAUUGUGUUAUCUUAAAAAGAUGUCCUUGCCAAAAUAAAUAGCUUCCUGCUCCCUGCAGUUCUGCUUGCAUUGGUCAUUAAGCUUCAGGUAUUCAGGAAGUUUCAGUAUUUCAGGUGAGGUUAAAGGGUGACUGUUAUGAAAAAAGAGGGCCAUGUUUUGAAGAAUACAUUUUGAUUUGAUUGGAUACAGGAAGCUCAAUAUCUGUAGAUAAGCUGGGCUUAAAUGUCAUGCAAUACCUCCAUUUCCUAAAACCGUGCACAAGCGUAAAUACUUCUGUUCUCAGACAAACAUCCGGCCCAUAUUUUAUAAAUAUUUUAUAAAUUCUGCACCUUUUAAUUUAUACAGAUGUUUUAUAAAGAAGAAUCGUUUUGUUUAAAAAAAAAUGUAAUCUUAAAUCUAAGAACCGUUGAAAUCAUGUUUUGAAAUUCUACUAAUUAUCUGUGGACAUUAAUCGGCUUUCUUCCACAGCUAGGAAUCAGAAUUUGUCAGAUCUUGUCAUAAGUAGGAUGCUAACUUUUAGGAGUUGUUUCUUAAAUUCUUUAUUAUCCCAAUUACAUAUGAUUCAAACCCUAUACAGACAUUAACACUUGUUUCUGUUCACCGGCCAAACUGCCUUAGCUGUUACUUUACAAAAUAUUCAGGUUUAUUUCAAGCACUUUUAAGUUCAUAUUUGAUCCUGUGUUCCCUAUUGUUGCUGUUGCAUGAAACCCUUGUGAGUCUUUUAUUAGUUGCAUAUUUAUUUUUAUUGUGAACACAUCUUAAUGACAGCUGACACACUAAAUGAUAAUUUGUUAGAAUAUUCAGGUCCACACAGUAACUCACAAACAUGUAAAACCUUUGCCCUGACACGCGGAGGUCAGGUCUAUUAGGAGGAACACUAAAUAAAUCAGUUUUAGGACAAAUAUACCUGACAAUUAAAGAUGUAAUCAGAA
Trematomus bernacchii (emerald rockcod) is the source of this 3063-nucleotide messenger RNA. RefSeq names its product DnaJ (Hsp40) homolog, subfamily C, member 18 (gene dnajc18). Gene Ontology annotation, biological process: cellular response to misfolded protein. Gene Ontology annotation, cellular component: endoplasmic reticulum membrane. The record is from RefSeq and is a predicted model, not a curated record. Gene Ontology annotation, molecular function: Hsp70 protein binding. The transcript has 8 exons. Lineage: Eukaryota; Metazoa; Chordata; Actinopteri; Perciformes; Nototheniidae. Bases 358 to 1530 code for a protein of 390 amino acids.